AUGAACUCGGAAGUCUCAUCAGCUGAACAGCCUGUUGCGUCCACAUCAUACAUUACUCCAACAAAGUAUGUUUUAUCAAAAUCUCAUCUUGCCGCGUUUCAACGCUCUCAAACACACCGAGACGUUAUCACCUUUAUAGAUGGUCUCAAUGAUGCUGUUGAAGGGAAGAGGCUCACCCAAGUAAGGGAAGGGUCGGAGCGUACAAAACCUAUACUAGGUAUCCUUGAAUCUAUACUCGAAAUCGCAAAAUCAAUACCUGCUGUAGAUAAUAAGCUAUCGAGAUUUGGCAAUCCUGCGUUCAAGAUCUUUUAUGAUAAAGUCGGAGAGUCAUCAGGGGAUCUUCAUAGUAGAAUAAGUGGACUUCCAUUCGAGGCCAUACCAGAAGUCGAAGUGUAUUUCAAGGAAUCGUGGGGAAACAAGCAACGAGUGGAUUAUGGUAGUGGAAUGGAGCUCAACUUCCUUUGUUGGCUUCUAUGCCUUACCAAGCUUAGCGUAUUCACCGAGGAGGAUUACGAGUUUUUGGUACUCGGAGUCUUUUGGAGAUAUAUCGAGGUCAUGAGAUAUCUGCAAUCAACAUAUUGGCUUGAACCGGCAGGCUCUCACGGCGUGUGGGGAUUGGACGACUAUCAUUUCCUUCCCUUCUUAUGGGGGAGUGGUCAGCUGAAGGAUCACAAACACCUUCGCCCGAAAGCCAUCCACGACCCCGAAAUUCUGGAAGCCUUUUCAAAAGAUUACAUGUAUUUAUCAUGUAUCUCGUUCAUCAAUUCUAUCAAAACAGCAUCGUUGAGAUGGCAUUCACCAAUGUUGGACGAUAUUUCCGUUGUGAAAUCUUGGGCUAAGGUGAAUGAGGGUAUGAAGAAGAUGUAUAAGGCUGAAGUACUGGGUAAACUACCCGUAAUGCAACACGCUCUGUUCGGCAGUAUACUACCUUUCCCGACUCCUGACCAAGACCCGGAAUUGAAGAAGGCCUUGGAAGAAGAAGAGGUGGCACAACCUGAUUCGCAUGGUCAUAUACAUGUAAAAGGAGAGACAGGGUGGACGAUGGAUUGUUGCGGUAUUCCAGUUCCCUCCGCCUUUGCUGCUGCUCAAGACGGAGCAACAUCUAAUGUUGGGAACCCCAACUUUACGGGCCGAUCAGGCAUCAAGCCUAUCCCGUUCGAUUAA
Molecule: messenger RNA, 1164 nt
Organism: Kwoniella shivajii
Lineage: Eukaryota; Fungi; Basidiomycota; Tremellomycetes; Tremellales; Cryptococcaceae
Product: serine/threonine-protein phosphatase 2A activator 2
Exons: 7
Coding region: 1-1164 (387 amino acids)
Biological process (GO): mitotic spindle organization
Cellular component (GO): cytoplasm; nucleus; protein phosphatase type 2A complex
Molecular function (GO): peptidyl-prolyl cis-trans isomerase activity; protein tyrosine phosphatase activator activity
Source: RefSeq, a predicted model, not a curated record